Molecule: messenger RNA, 1239 nt
Organism: Gadus chalcogrammus (walleye pollock)
Lineage: Eukaryota; Metazoa; Chordata; Actinopteri; Gadiformes; Gadidae
Exons: 4
Coding region: 199-1239 (346 amino acids)
Source: RefSeq, a predicted model, not a curated record
UGUUUGUCGUUGACAUCUUCCCCCUCCCGUCCAGUAGGGGGUAGUGUUACAACAUGGAUACCUUCCUAAAGUCGGGCAAGAGUGAAGUGGUGGAGAACGUGAGGGAAGAACGAGGGAGUAAGCGCCAAGCAGCUUCUUUCUUCCCUUCGAAUGAAGACAACUUGUUUUUUAGAGAAUUUUUAACAAAAUCAAUGAAAUAUGGAUCUGGACUGUUUAGAAACAACGUGCAAUAGCGCAGUCAGCUCGGACACGUCUUACAGAUUGACUCCUUCAGAAAUCGAGACGAUGGUCAAGCUGAGGAUGACGAACAGGGCUUACUUCUCUGGAAAGAAAAACGAAUGCAUGAAAGGAUGGAGGGCCAUCCUAAAGCACAUGGGCUUGCAUACCAAACUUAACUACUAUCAGGCUGCCAAGAAAUGGGACAACAUGAGGAUGAGAUACAAGGAGCUCAAGUACCCUCCCGAGGGGGCGGUGCUCCCUCCCGCCUGGUGGGGCUUCAAGCUGAUGGACAACGCCAUGCACGGCCUGCUGGACAGCAGCGCGCCCAUCAUCGCCCUCCCCCCCAGCGACGAAGAUGCCGACUUCCUCCCGUACAAGAGGAGGCGGGAGCACCCCCGAGCACCGCCGCGGCCGCCCCCGCUGGGCGGAGCGUACGCCUCGGAGAUCGAGGUCUCCCUCCUGGACAGCGGCGAGGAGCAGCAGGAGGACGAGGAGGUGGAGCUCCGGCGCGCCUCGUGGGGCAUGGAGAGCGAGCGCCUGGCGCUGGAGAGCGAGCGCGUCUCCCUGGAGGGCGAGCGAGCGCUGAUGGAGCGCGAGCGGCAGCUGGUCGCCAUGGAGACCCUGGGGCUGCAGCGGGAGAGGGCGGGGCUGGAGCGGGAGGAGGCGGGUCUCGGGCGGCAGCGCGCCGCCCUGGAGCGGGAGAGGACGGCCGUCGAGAGGGAGAAGGCGCUGCUGGCGCGGGAGAGGGCCGUGCUGGAGAGGGAACGCACCGAGCUGAGCCGCGAUAGGCUGGCCAUGGAGAGGGGGCGGGGCCGGCCGGCCAGGGACGGCGGGGUGAACGGCGGGGUGAACGGCGGGAUGGACGGCGACGUUCACGGGAACAGUCACGGCGGCUGGGUCGAGGCGGACGGGGGGGUGGGGGAGGAGGGCGGGGACAACGGCGGAGGUCUGGACGCGGGAACGUUACAGCGGCGGGAGCGCUUCCUGGACCUGUUUGAGAAGCUGGUGGAAAACUUUUGA